Molecule: messenger RNA, 2356 nt
Organism: Nicotiana tabacum (common tobacco)
Lineage: Eukaryota; Viridiplantae; Streptophyta; Magnoliopsida; Solanales; Solanaceae
Source: RefSeq, a predicted model, not a curated record
AAUGUUGUGAGUAAGUAUAUCGUUUAUGGUCGAAUCAGAACAACCCAAUAUUGCUAUAUUGAUUGAGGAGGGAGUGCUAGUCUAACUGCCCGUAUGUGGAUAUGCUAAUAGAUCGAGGAUUUUCAUGUCCUGAAAAUAAGAAAGUAGUUUGUCUGCCAUACUGGAUGCUUCGUUGAAUGUGAUGAUGCGCAUUCUAUAUAAGGAGUUGAUUUGCAUCUUUACCUUACGGUUAAAUGUGUACCUUUGUUAGACCUCGACCCGCCUACUCGAGUCUUAGUAUGGAUAUAUUGAAAGAAAUGCUCUAAGUGUUGAAGCUGUGGAGAGGCUAACAACACUAGGGAUUGCUGUAAACUUAGUGACAUAUUUGACUGGAACUAUGCAUUUAGGGAAUGCUUCUUCAGCCAACAAUGUUACCAAUUUUCUUGGAACUUCUUUCAUGCUCACUUUACUUGGUGGUUUUGUCGCCGACACUUUCCUCGGAAGGUAUCUUACAAUUGGUAUCUUUGCCACUGUUCAAGCAAUGGGUGUUACAAUCUUGACCAUCUCAACUAUAAUCCCAAGCCUACGACCACCAAAAUGUGAACAAGUUGGUAGCUCAUCAUGCAUCCCCGCAAAUAGCAAACAACUCAUGGUCCUAUAUAUUGCCCUAUACAUGACGGCCCUCGGCACCGGCGGCCUAAAAUCGAGCGUCUCCGGCUUUGGCACCGACCAAUUCGACGAUUCUGACAAGAAAGAAAAGGGUCAAAUGAUAAAAUUCUUCGAUUGGUUCUUUUUCUUUAUUAAUGUUGGCUCGCUCGGUGCAGUUACGGUAUUGGUUUAUAUUCAAGAUAAUUUGGGAAGAGAGUGGGGUUAUGGAAUAUGUGCAUGUGCUAUUGUUAUUGCACUUGUUGUGUUCUUAUUUGGGACAAGGAAAUAUAGGUUCAAGAAACUUGGGGGGAGUCCAUUGACACAAAUUGCUUCAGUUAUUGUGGCUGCUUGGAAGAAAAGGCAUUUGGAAUUACCCUCAGAUUCUUCACUUCUCUUUGAAAUUGAUGAUAUUUUUGGUGAAGGAAAUAAAAAAAGCAAACAAAAGUUGCCCCAUAGCAAGGAGUACCGAUUCUUGGACAAGGCAGCCAUUAAGGAAGAUGAUGACCUUGAAUCUAAUGGCACUAACGUUGUAAUCAACAAGUGGAAAUUAGCAACCUUAACCGAUGUUGAAGAAGUAAAAAUAUUAAUCAGAAUGUUGCCAACUUGGGCCACAACUAUUAUGUUCUGGACUGUCUAUGCACAAAUGACCACAUUUUCUGUGUCACAAGCUACAACAAUGGAUCGUCACAUUGGAACCUUUGAAAUUCCACCUGCUACACUCACCGUAUUUUUCGUCGGAAGUAUACUCUUGACCGUAAUUUUCUACGAUAGGAUUAUCGUUCCGAUUUGUCGUCGUUUCAUGAAUAAACCUCAUGGACUUACCCCAUUACAAAGAAUUUUCACAGGCCUAGUUCUUUCAAUUUUGGCCAUGAUUGCUGCUGCCCUAACAGAGGUUAAGAGGCUAAAAGUUGCACAUUUGCAUGGAUUGACCAAUGAUGCAAAUGCCACGAUUCCAUUGACUGUAUUUUGGUUAGUUCCGCAAUUCUUGCUAGUGGGCGCAGGUGAAGCAUUUACAUAUAUUGGCCAACUUGAUUUUUUCUUAAGGGAAUGUCCAAAAGGGAUGAAGACAAUGAGUACAGGGCUAUUUUUGAGUACACUUGCACUUGGAUUUUUCUUUAGUUCAAUUUUGGUUACAAUUGUGCAUGUUGUGACUGGGACAACAAAUCCAUGGCUAGCUGAUAAUUUGAACCAAGGGAGGUUAUAUGAUUUCUAUUGGCUUUUGGCAAUAUUGAGUGUGUUUAAUUUGAUGUUUUUCUUGUAUUCCUCAAGAAAAUAUGUGUACAAGGAAAAGAGACUUGCUGAAAUGGGGAUUGAAUUGGAAGAUGAUGGACCGGUUUGUCAUUGAAAUACACAAACUACUCCAUCAUCAACAAGUCUAUUGAAAUAGUCUGUCUAUCUUCGACAACACUGAAAAUGCUAUUGUUACUCCAUCAUCAACAAAAAAUUUAAAAAAAAAAAAGAGUUUUCUCUUCUUUUUUUCUAUAUUUUUGGCUUUAACUUUUGGCUUCUUUGGUUGAGCUUGUAAAAACUCUUUAUUGGAAGAGUUAUGUAACAUAACCUUGUUUUUAAUUAUAUGUACAAAGAAUGGGAAAGAGCUUAGGUAAUGAAAAGGUCUAGAGCUCUUUUAAUUCUUCCUUUCCUUUUUUACUGUAUACCAUAAAUAAUGUAAUGCAAUGCAAUGCAACACAAGGGUUUCAUACUUCUGAAACUUUUUUAUUUUGCUUUAAUA